Dromiciops gliroides (monito del monte) is the source of this 1776-nucleotide messenger RNA. Its product is annotated as basic proline-rich protein-like. The transcript has 3 exons. The record is from RefSeq and is a predicted model, not a curated record. NCBI's taxonomy places the organism in Eukaryota, Metazoa, Chordata, Mammalia, Microbiotheria, Microbiotheriidae. The coding region runs from base 1 to 1776 and encodes 591 amino acids.
AUGAAUGAGGAUCAGAGAUCUCCUCUUCCCCUUACAAUUCUGAUAGUAGGAGCGGACAUUCCCCAGCUGGGGCCUCACAGCGGCAGUGCCAGUUCCAGAAUGCUCGGCUCCCCCCGGCUCCCCCCGGCUCGGCUCGGCUCGGCCCGGCUCGGCUCGGCCCGGCCUGGCUCGGCUCGGCUCCCCCCGGUUCGGCUCGGCCCGGCUCGGCUCCUCCCGGCUCGGCUCCUCCCGGCUCGGCUCGGCUCGGCUCGGCUCAGCUCGGCUCAGCUCGGCUCGGCUCCGCCCGGCUCGGCUCGGCUCGGCUCGGCCCGGCUCCUCCCGGCUCGGCUCCGCCCCGCUCGGCUCGGCUCGGCUCGGCCCGGCUCCUCCCGGCUCGGCUCGGCUCCUCCCGGCUCGGCUCGGCUCCGCCCGGCUCGGCUCGGCCCGGCUCCGCCCGGCUCGGCCCGGCUCGGCUCGGCCCGGCUCGGCCCGGCUCGGCUCGGCUCGGCUCCUCCCGGCUCGGCUCCGCCCGGCUCGGCUCGGCUCCCCCAGGCUCGGCUCAGCUCGGCUCCCCUCGCCUCCCCUCGUCUCCCCCCGGCUCCCCCCCGCAUCCCCCCGCCUCCCCCCGCCUCCCCUCGGCUCGGCUCCCCUCCCCCCGGCUUCCCCCGGCUCCCCUCGGCUCGGCCCGGCUCGGCUCGGCCCGGCUCGGCCCGGCUCGGCUCGGCCCGGCUCGGCUCCCCCCGGCUCGGCUCGGCCGGGCUCGGCUCCUCCCGGCUCGGCUCGGCCCGGCUCGGCUCCGCCCGGCUCGGCUCGGCCCGGCUCGGCUCGGCCCGGCUCGGCCCGGCCCGGCUCGGCCCGGCUCGGCUCGGCCCGGCUCCGCCCGGCUCGGCUCCGCCCGGCUCGGCUCCGCCCGGCUCGGCUCGGCUCUCGGCUCCCCCAGGCUCGGCUCCCCCAGGCUCGGCUCAGCUCGGCUCCCCUCGCCUCCCCUCGUCUCCCCCCGGCUCCCCUCGGCUCCCCCCCGCAUCCCCCCGCCUCCCCCCGGCUCCUCCCGCCUCCCCUCGGCUCGGCUCCCCUCCCCCCAACUACCCCCGGCUCCCCCCGGCUCCCCUCGGCUCGGCUCCCCUCCCCCCGGCUCUUCCCGCCUCUCCCCGCCUCCCCCCGCCUCCCCCUGCCUCCCCUCGGCUCCCCUCGGCUCGGCUCCCCUCCCCCCGCCUCCCCUCGGCUCGGCUCCCCUCCCCCCGGCUUCCCCCGGCUCCCCUCGGCUCGGCUCCCCCGGGCUCCCCCCGGCUCUCCCCGCCUCCCCCCAGCUCCCCUCGGCUCGGCUCCCCUCCCCCCAACUACCCCCGGCUCCCCCCGGCUCCCCUCGGCUCGGCUCCCCUCCCCCCGGCUCCCCCCCGGCUCUCCCCGCCUCCCCCCGGCUCCCCUCGGCUCGGCUCCCCUCCCCCCAGCUACCCCCGGCUCCCCUCGGCUCGGCUCCCCUCCCCCCCCCUCCCCCCGGCUCUCCCCGCCUCCCCCCGGCUCCCCCUGCUCCCCUCGGCUCCCCUCGGCUCGGCUCCCCUCCCCCCGGCUCCCCCGGGCUCUCCCCGCCUCCCCCCGGCUCCCCUCGGCUCGGCUUCCCUCCCCCCAGCUACCCCCGGCUCCCCCCGGCUCCCCUCGCUACCCCUGCCUCCCCCCCGGCUCCCCCCGGCUCUCCCCGGAUCUCCCCGCCUCCCCCCGGCUCCCCCGGGCUUCCCCCGGCUCCCCCCGGCUCCCCUCGCCUCCCCUCGCUCGCCCACCCACCCCACUCUCUUUAUCUAG